Messenger RNA from Ostreobium quekettii, 1083 nucleotides. NCBI's taxonomy places the organism in Eukaryota, Viridiplantae, Chlorophyta, Ulvophyceae, Bryopsidales, Ostreobiaceae. The record is from the annotation of a GenBank genome assembly.
AUGCUCGCUUGCGGGGCGAUCAGACCCUCUAUCCGCAUUGGGUCCAUCGCGUGCGGCCGCAAACACGACCUGACAAACAUAAGGCAGAUCCUGUCGGAAGUUCCCAGCCCUGCACCCGGACGCGCGACGGCGCCAGCGGCGCCCCUCCUUGGUCGCAAAAGAGCCCGUCCGACUCCUUCUGUCACAAGCGACGCCAAUGGCGCCUCAGUCACUCCCGUGUUGAAGAGGGCGAAGGUGCGGCGCCCGUGCGUGGAUCCAAACGCUGGCUCGACGCUCGGAAAUUCCGCACCAGCACGGGGUUGUCCAACACCCGGCUCCGAUGGCGUGAAGGUCCCCGUCAUGGCCCCAGCUCUGAAGAAGAUGAAGACGCAGCGCCCGCAAUUAAAGCAGGCCUCAGCCGUGUCAGCACACCCGUGCGGACCCUUAGGACCCGGUGCUUUGAUGACCCCGGCUGUGGCCCGCGCGGGCCUGACACCCCAGCCCGCCGCCAAGAAGGCCAAGAAGAAGGGGGCAAAGAUCCCAGCACAGUCGAAACAGCCCGCUCCUGGAUCGAAGCCCUGCCGUCCCCGGGCCCCCGCGGCAGAAGCGGAGAGCAUCGAGGAUCCGUCUGCAGCUGCGCGUGGACAAGGCACAGGCGGCGGAGCAACAGUGCCAACUGCGGAAACGGCCGCUCAGCCGAUCGUCCACCCGGUUGCUGCGAGCUGUUCGGCGAAGCAAGAUGAAGUGCGGGCCUGUUCAGAGGUGCUGUCGACAAGCGCAUCCGAACCACAGGCCGCCGCGACCGCUGCCGGCCAAGGGGGAGAGCGGGCCGUCAACGGAGCACCGUGCGCGUCGGCUGCGCCACCCGCGCCAAAGGCAGGAGAGCGCAAGGGGCCAGAGCCGAAGAAGAGGUCGAAGGUGGCCGACUUGGAUCUUCCGAGCGUGACCGAGAAGGUUUUGAAGGGCUUUGCGGAGGGGAAGGUCGGAAAGCUUAGCGUUCCUGAAAUGAAGUGCUAUCUGAAGGCGCACAAACAGAAACUUGGGGGCAAGAAGGCAGAUUUGGAAGCGAGGCUUGUGUCCCUGCUCAGGGGCCCCGAACAGUGA